Stereum hirsutum FP-91666 SS1 is the source of this 907-nucleotide messenger RNA. RefSeq lists its product as uncharacterized. Lineage: Eukaryota; Fungi; Basidiomycota; Agaricomycetes; Russulales; Stereaceae. The transcript has 5 exons. Gene Ontology annotation, molecular function: intramolecular lyase activity. The annotation marks the transcript as partial. The record is from RefSeq and is a predicted model, not a curated record.
CCAUGCUCGCCCGAGCCUCAGGCAGGCUACUUCGUACUCAGUCUCCGCGUAUCGCUGUCUCAUCGCUUUCUCGCAUAUCCCUGCUCAACGCGCGGCGGAGUUUCCACCACAAUAAAGAUCCUUAUUCCCCAAAAUAUACUGCUCUGUUAUGGGCUUCUCUCUUCGGUCUCUCAGGCGCCGCGGUCCUCUUGCAGAACACUGUUUACCUCGAUGCUGACCCUUCAUCCACCAAUGCAGAUGUCGUAGUGGACCCUGCUACAUCCAUUGAGUUUCCGAAGACACUUCGUAUCCCGUCCAAGACCAUCUUGCCACCUUUUUCACUCAUAGGUGUCGGAGUUCGCACUGUCUCCUUCCUCAAGAUCAAGGUGUACUCGGUUGCUUUCUACGCGGACCUCACCAACCCGAACUUGAAGAUCCCGUUGUCUGCCACACCGGAAGAGAAGAUCGACUAUCUCGUCCAUAAUACUGCUUGCGUGAUCCGCAUUGUUCCCACCCGUACCACAUCCUACACACAUCUUCGCGACGCCUUCAUACGAUCCCUCCAAGCCCGACAACAGUUGCUCCGUUCCCGCGGUACCCUCUCCGACGAUACAAUCAUGUCCAUCCAAUCACCCAUCAACAAGUUGAAGACUCUCUUCCCCAACACUCCCCUGAACAAACACACCCCUCUUGACAUCCUGCUGACACCACCCUUCCCGGAUAAACCUCGUACACUCAUCCUUCGUGAUCUGGGUGUCAUACAGGAUGAUUGGGUAGCACAGGAGUUCGUUUUGGCUUAUUUUGAGGGUGAUGGCAAUAGCCCAGCUCUCAAAAAAUCAGUUGUCGAGAAACUGACGGGUUACAGUACCGACUAAGCCACAUUUUACUGCUAUUUAUGUAUCUAUUUUUCCAGCAAUGCCAAAUCACC